Molecule: messenger RNA, 2372 nt
Organism: Ricinus communis (castor bean)
Lineage: Eukaryota; Viridiplantae; Streptophyta; Magnoliopsida; Malpighiales; Euphorbiaceae
Product: ATP-citrate synthase beta chain protein 2
Exons: 18
Coding region: 283-2109 (608 amino acids)
Biological process (GO): acetyl-CoA biosynthetic process; fatty acid biosynthetic process; tricarboxylic acid cycle
Cellular component (GO): cytosol
Molecular function (GO): ATP citrate synthase activity
Source: RefSeq, a predicted model, not a curated record
UAAAAAGUGCCACGUGACCAGCUCUCGCUCCCUUCUCGUGCAGUAGUAGCUGCAAUUUCCCUCUCUACAUUCUCUCUAUAUAAUUCCCUCUCUUCUCCUCUACAAAAUUCCACCAUUCUUUCCCUCUCCCUCUCUCUCUAAUCGGCGAAUUCCCCGAGGCUAGAAGAGAGUGACUCCAUUUCUCGCCUCAGAUUGCUUCAGCUGCAUUACAUUUUCUCGAUUCAAUUUGAUUCGAUUUGAUUUGGUUUACGUUGUUCUGUUCCAUUAAGAUCUGGUCUCACCAUGGCUACUGGACAACUAUUCUCUCGUACUACUCAAGCUUUAUUUUAUAAUUAUAAGCAGCUUCCUAUUCAACGCAUGCUUGAUUUUGACUUCCUUUGCGGUAGAGAAACACCAUCAGUGGCUGGAAUUAUUAACCCUGGAUCAGAGGGAUUCCAGAAACUCUUUUUCGGUCAAGAGGAAAUUGCAAUCCCUGUACAUUCAGCUAUUGAGGCAGCUUGUGCUGCACACCCAACCGCUGAUGUAUUCAUUAACUUUGCAUCAUUUAGAAGUGCGGCUGCAUCAUCCAUGGCUGCCCUGAAACAGCCAACUAUUCGAGUUGUCGCUAUAAUAGCUGAAGGAGUUCCUGAGUCAGACACCAAACAGUUAAUUGCAUAUGCACGGGCAAACAAUAAGGUUGUCAUUGGCCCGGCUACUGUUGGAGGCAUUCAGGCUGGAGCUUUCAAGAUAGGUGACACUGCUGGAACAAUUGAUAACAUAAUUGCUUGUAAGCUGUACAGGCCUGGAUCUGUUGGAUUUGUCUCCAAAUCUGGGGGCAUGUCAAACGAGCUAUACAAUACAAUUGCCCGUGUAACAGAUGGCAUUUAUGAAGGUAUUGCAAUCGGAGGAGAUGUGUUUCCAGGCUCCACCCUUUCUGAUCAUGUUUUGCGUUUUAACAACAUACCACAGGUUAAGAUGAUUGUUGUACUUGGGGAACUUGGUGGACGAGAUGAGUAUUCCCUUGUUGAAGCCCUCAAACAGGGAAAGGUGAAUAAACCAGUGGUUGCUUGGGUCAGUGGAACUUGUGCUCGACUUUUCAAAUCAGAAGUACAAUUUGGUCAUGCUGGUGCUAAAAGUGGAGGCGAGAUGGAGUCUGCUCAAGCAAAAAAUCAAGCACUAAAGGAUGCUGGAGCUGUUGUUCCCACUUCAUAUGAAGCUUUUGAGACUGCAAUUAAGGAAACAUUUCAGAAGCUGGUUGAAGAGGGUAAGAUUACACCUGUGAAGGAGGUUAAGCCUCCACAAAUCCCUGAGGAUCUUAAUACUGCAAUUAAGAGCGGCAAAGUUCGUGCUCCAACUCAUAUUAUAUCCACUAUCUCUGAUGACAGAGGUGAGGAGCCAUGCUAUGCUGGUGUGCCCAUGUCUUCCAUUGUUGAACAGGGUUAUGGUGUUGGUGAUGUCAUCUCACUUUUAUGGUUCAAACGUAGCCUUCCACGUUACUGUACCCAUUUUAUUGAGAUAUGCAUCAUGCUGUGUGCUGACCAUGGUCCCUGCGUCUCUGGCGCUCACAACACUAUAGUAACAGCAAGGGCUGGAAAGGACCUAGUUUCUAGUCUUGUCUCAGGUUUGCUCACGAUUGGCCCCCGAUUUGGUGGUGCCAUUGAUGAUGCGGCUCGAUACUUUAAGGAUGCUUAUGACAGAGGCCUAGCACCAUACGAGUUUGUUGAAAGCAUGAAAAAGAAGGGUAUUCGUGUUCCUGGAAUUGGGCACAGGAUUAAGAGAGGUGACAACAGAGAUAAAAGAGUAGAGCUGUUGCAACGGUUUGCCCGGACACAUUUCCCUUCCGUGAAGUACAUGGAGUAUGCCGUUGAAGUUGAAACCUACACUUUAUCAAAGGCCAAUAACUUGGUCCUAAAUGUUGAUGGUGCAAUUGGGUCCCUGUUCUUGGAUCUUCUUGCGGGCAGCGGAAUGUUUACAAAACAGGAAAUUGAUGAGAUCGUUGAGAUUGGUUAUUUGAAUGGGCUCUUUGUGCUGGCACGUUCCAUUGGUCUCAUUGGGCACACUUUUGACCAGAAGAGAUUGAAACAGCCACUAUACCGUCACCCAUGGGAAGAUGUUCUCUAUACCAAGUGAGAGAAUUGCAGAUAGCAGGUGCAAUAUUUUUACUGGCUUUCAACUUCCUACAAGAUUUUCAUUUUCGAAAUUUCUCUGAGUUGUUUGCAGUUGAUGCGGUGUCUGUCUGUUCAGUUAGUAGAUUAAUGUUGUACUGCUGAUUGGCCGUGGCCUUCAUUUGUAACUUGUAUUGGAAGAUUUCCAAUCAUUUAUUCGGAGAAAUGUUGCCAUAAAUUCUUAUUAGUUACAGGUUUUAAAGAGAAAUAACUGAGUUAUAAGAUGUA